AUGGAAGCCAAAGAAAGAUUUAUGUCUAUUGAUCCAACUAAGCUUCCUGAUCCUCCGAUGCCAUCCUAUACUUUUACAAUUUACAAUCGCGAUUUAUUUGAAAGGUCGAAGUUCAAGAACUAUGACUCGUUACUUGAAAGUAAGCUCGCUCGUGGUCGAGCUAGAGCAAAUUAUUCGGCAUCAAUUCUUGAAAAUGGCAAAGCAAUUGGUGCAAACGGAACUCUGACGAGGCCACACGACGUGCAGGAGAGUAAGGCCCGUGAAAAGGUUCCGAAAAUGACAAGUACAUAUUUCUUAGGUGGUGAGUAUGUUGCAUCUUUUACUCUUGGCACACAGCAAAUUAAAAGUUACUUGCUAAUAGACACUGGAAGUGAUUUAGUUUGGUGGCAAUGUGGACCAUGUAAGGCAAAUAAGUGUUACAAACAAAACUUUGAUCCUUUAUAUGUUUCAACUAAUUCGAAAACAUAUCGAAAACUCGAUUGCAUUUUACAAAGUGAAAGUUGUUUAAUCACGUCCCCGGGUUUUGAAUGUUCUCCAUUCGGUAAUCAGUGUCUCUAUGAUAUGAAAUACAUGGAUGGAGCAAGAACAAAAGGUUGGAUAGCAGAUGACGUGAUUACUUUUGUUUUAGACCAAAAUCCGGUAAGGAUAGUUUUUGGAUGCGGCAAAGAUCAAAUGAGUGGAACAAAAUUUAGUGGUGAAUAUUCUGGUAUCGCUGGCAUCGGACGUAGAGAAAUGAGUAGUGGAUAUUCUUUACCAAUGCAAUUUGAGGCGGACAUAAUGUCCAUGUUUUUUAUUAACGACAAGGAAAUUCCACUGAAUCCAUCAGUGUGGAAUUAUAGAAAGGACAUGACCGGUGGGGCUAUUGUGGAUACCGGAACAACUAUUACCUCUUUUCCUCAAGAUUUUUAUACUGAAUUCCGUUACGUAUUCAGGCAGGAAGUUCACGAUAUUCCAGAGGUUGAUCCUCUAUAUGAUUACUACACUUGCUAUAAAGCGGAUCCGAGUGCAAAAUUUCCCGUUGUGAAGUUGUACUUUGGAAGGCAAGACCCGAAUAAUUUGUUGUUACUGACACAAGAUCGGGUCGUGGUGCACACUAGUGGGAAAUACUGUCUGGCUUUUGAGGGAUGGAAGCAAUCCGUCACACUUUUUGGAGCUAAUCAACUCCGAGUAGGAUUAACUUUUGAUACUAAAGCAAAUACUUUGUCCUUUGACUUAGAUGCAUGUGAUUGA
Molecule: messenger RNA, 1230 nt
Organism: Lycium ferocissimum
Lineage: Eukaryota; Viridiplantae; Streptophyta; Magnoliopsida; Solanales; Solanaceae
Product: aspartic proteinase CDR1-like
Exons: 2
Coding region: 1-1230 (409 amino acids)
Biological process (GO): proteolysis
Molecular function (GO): aspartic-type endopeptidase activity
Source: RefSeq, a predicted model, not a curated record